CAAGAACAAAUGCCGGUGGAUCAUCUCGCAGAAGAAAGCAGGAUGAGAUGACGACGAUGGCGAUGGCGAUGGCGAUGAGGCCCACGAUGCUGGCGUGCUGCAAGCUCUACAUCUCCGAGAGCCGCAACGCCUCCGCCCUGCGCGCCAUCGAGCAGGCGGCGCGCGCGGGCGCCGGCGCCGGCGCCGUCCUCGUCAACCGCUUCACCGACGACGCCUACAACCGGGUCGGCUACACGCUCGUCGCGCCCCUCCUCCCGGCGCGGCCGCCGUCGCCGCUGCGGCACGCCGUGUUCGGCAUGGUCAGGGCGGCGCUCGAGGCCAUCGACUUCGGCGCCCACGCCGGCACGCACCCGCGCCUCGGCGCCGUCGACCACAUCUGCUUCCACCCGCUGGCGCAGGCCUCGCUCCGCCACGUCGCUGACCUCGCCGGAGACGUGGCAUCCGACAUCGGAGACAAGCUCCAAGUGCCGACGUUUCUGUACGGCGCGGCGCACCGGGAGGGGAGGACACUGGCCACCAUCAGGAGGCAGCUCGGCUACUUCAAGCCCAACUCCUCCGGCGACCAAUGGAGGGGGGCACCGGACACGCACACCCUACCCGUCGCCCCCGACGCCGGCCCGUCGGAGGGGUCGGCGAGAUCCAAGGGCGUGGUGGUCGUCGGCGCCACCGGGUGGGUCGACAACUACAACGUCCCCGUCUACACCGCCGACGUGGAGGCGGCGAGGCGGAUCGCCCGCGCCGUCAGCGAGCGCGGCGGCGGGCUCCGUUCCGUGCAGGCGAUGGGGCUCGCGCACGGCGACGGCGUCGUGGAGGUCGCCUGCAACCUGCUUGACCCGGCGAGCGUCGGGGCCGAGCAGGUGCAGGGCAUGGUGGAGCGGCUCGCCGGCGGCGAGGGCCUCUCCGUCGGCAAAGGCUAUUUCACAGAUUUCUCGCAGGAUAAAAUCGUCGAGUUGUACGCGAAAUCAACCAACGCUGAGGAUUAAUCGCACUAAUAAAAAUUGCAAACGAAUUCUUCCCAAAAUUAAAUUAGGAGUUGAUUUGGUGGGAGUCAAACUCAAAAUUCAACAAUGAAAUUUGUCAUAUCAAUUAGUACUAAAUACUACCCCACAUAGGUGAGGGUUAAUUAGACGAACCUAAAUACGGAAUGAAGUGGACUUGUUCCGAAAACCAUCGUACCGACGCGUUGAAAAAUCUAUUGUUAUAAUAUUAAAACCUUCGUAUGAUCACAUAUAUAAUUUAUUUGAAAUUCACAUCCAUUUAAUUAAAGAUUUUAUUGUAAAGUUCUUUUAAGAGGGAGUACAAUAAUUCACAUCAUAUCAAAGGUUUUUAUUUUUAAGAGGGAGUACAAUAAUUCACAUCAUAUCAAAGGUUUUUAUUGUCAAGUUUUUAAAGAGGGGUUACACUAGUGUGAUGUAACCACAUAUGUGAGCUUAUGUACAGGGGAAGAGAUGUAGCACAGAUGAGAUAGAUCGUGCACUAAUAUUAAGUAUGAAUAUA
This is a messenger RNA of Oryza brachyantha (malo sina), 1497 nucleotides long. RefSeq names its product glutamate formimidoyltransferase. Bases 48 to 983 code for a protein of 311 amino acids. NCBI's taxonomy places the organism in Eukaryota, Viridiplantae, Streptophyta, Magnoliopsida, Poales, Poaceae. Gene Ontology annotation, molecular function: transferase activity; folic acid binding. The record is from RefSeq and is a predicted model, not a curated record. The transcript is spliced from 2 exons.